Molecule: messenger RNA, 9442 nt
Organism: Drosophila obscura
Lineage: Eukaryota; Metazoa; Arthropoda; Insecta; Diptera; Drosophilidae
Gene: LUBEL
Product: E3 ubiquitin-protein ligase lubel
Exons: 18
Coding region: 232-9150 (2972 amino acids)
Biological process (GO): protein linear polyubiquitination
Cellular component (GO): LUBAC complex
Molecular function (GO): K48-linked polyubiquitin modification-dependent protein binding; ubiquitin protein ligase activity; linear polyubiquitin binding
Source: RefSeq, a predicted model, not a curated record
UCAGUUUAUUGGGAGACGAUCGCCGAACGAGACCGUAGCAAAAUAUUUCAUGUCGAGCAGCGGUACAGACCAACAGCAAUAUAUACAUCUAUACAUAUCCCUAAAUACAUAUAUAUUCAUGUGGUACCAGCUGGCAGUGGCAGUUUUGAGUGCGGCAAGACGCGUCAAGUGAAAUCGAAUUAUAUCAGAAACAGAAGAAACAGCCUCCCGACCAAUAGAACGACAACAAAGAUGACGACACAGCAGUUGCUUAACAAAAAUGUUCGAAAUAUGCCCUCAUGGGUGAUGGAAGCAAAUGAUCGCAUUGGACCAAAGCCACCGCCCACUCCCCCAAAUGGGGUGGCAAGCAAUGGGAGUGGAAGUCUGCCCAAGGCUCCAUCCCUGCCGCCCAAAGUGAAGACCACCCCAGAACCCGACUACGAGGUCAUUGAGUUCUCCAACCAGCAGCAGCAGUACUCCAACGAACCCAUGAAAACCACAGUGAUCCGAACAAAGACACCAGACAACAAAUUGAAGUGCACUCUGUGCGGCUCCCAGAACCCGUGGGUUACCUGUGCCGAGUGUGCAGGCCAGAUCUUCUGUGCCUCUUGCGACGACAUGUUUCACAAGCAUCCGAAGCGAAAGCAACACAUGCGAAAGGCUGUGGAGCAGGGCACACCGCCCAUACCACCCAAGGUACAGCCAGGUGGUGGGCCAUCAGCGCCAGUGGCGCCACCGCGUCGCAGCAAGCGGGGGCUGCUGACUCCGUUCCUGGGACGGAAGGAUCAGAUGCUACCGCCACCCUCGCCCACACCCUCGCACAAGUCCACAGUCAGCGCCUGGCGGGGUGCCGCGAGCGGAGGAACCGCCACACCACCCUUUCCGCCGGCUGCCCCACAGAUGACCAAUCGCCCGCUGCCGGAGCCGCCCAGGAGUGAGGGUGGGGGCUCCUCCAGAUCGGGCACGCCCAAGUCCGUGUUCGAUGCCAUACAGAGACCACCGUCGGUGCAGCUAGAGAAGAUCAAGAGCAAGGCCAGUGCCACGCUGGACCGCAUGGCCAUACUGCAGCAACGAUACCGACAGCAGAAGGCACAGCAGCAGGGACUGGAUCCAGGCGACGAUCAGCACUUUUUCAAUGGAAAUGGCUUCGAGCAUUGGUCAAACAUCUCACCGUCGCCCUCGCAUUUUCGUUGUUCCGGCAGCAUGUCAUCCGGUUUGAACUCAUCCCAUUUCGAUCUAUCGGAUGAUCUCUCACACAAUUUUCACUCGAAUUCCCUGUUGCUCCAACAACAACAACGACAGGCAGCGGGUGCCCAGCGCCGUCAGAUGAGCACCUCGGUGUUCAAUUUGAAUACCGCCACAGCGAACAGCCGCAGGCCCCUGGCGGAGACAACACAGAAUGGAGGUGGAGCCGCCUGGCUGGCCAAUCAGCGAAUGCAGCAGGCCCAAUCCAUGGCACAAUUGAACUGCGCUGGCUGUCAGCAGAAUCAGCAACGCGGUGCCUGGCCCCAGCACCCCCAUCAGCAUCAGCAUACCGAUGAGUGGUCACAGUUUGGCUCCCAACAGCAGUUCAACCACUCGAAUCUCUCGCUGAAUGUGGGUCCCGGGUACUUGCCACAGCAGCAGCAGCAUCAUCCCCACUAUCCACCGCCUCCUGUGUUCAUGACGCAGAGGGGAAUGGUUCCGCAUAUGUAUCCCGGGGCACCAGGAGGCUAUCCCAUGAUGCAUCCAGGUGUCAUGGGCAUGCCGCCUUCGACUUCAACUCGAGCCACUUCCCGUGCUCGGUAUGCCGCCUCGCCCACACCCAGUCGGAAAUCCAUGACCAUGCGACGGAAGCGAAGCAGCUACGGGGACGAUGAGCUCACAGAUGACGAGGACUCUGAUCAGGACGAUCGCCGUUCUUUGGUGUCGAAUAGAUCGGCCAUGACCAGCGCCUCGCGAUCCCACCAUCAGCAUCAUCAGCAGCGUCCGAGGCGUCUGUCGAGCGCCUCGCAGUUCAUUGGCAACGAUGAGGUUGAUGGCGAACAGAGGCACGGAUCGAGGCAGCACAAGAUGAGGGAUCGUCGAGGAUCCGUUGCCAAGUCAGUGCAGAGCGAAUGGCUGCCGGAGAGACGCGACUCCAAUGCCAGCAAUGCAGGGGGCACACUCAAGAGAACUCAAGCAGCACCAGUGGAACAACCUGCCCGAACGAGUCGCAUCUACUCUGAUCUGGAGUCCGAGGGUUCGGGUACACGGGCCUUGGUCCAGGCCAAAAUCCAACAGAAACUCCAGGAGGCGGAUCAGCACAAGUCCAGCAAGAAAUCGGAGCAUAGACGGAAACCAGAAAUGAAGGAUGAGAACACUCAGGCAGCGGCUGUGGUGCAGAAGGUGGUGCCAGCCCCGGAGGAGAGCCCUUCGGAGUACGAGGAAGUGGUGGAAGAGGUCACGGCAUCGGAGAGUGAGGCAGAAGCAGAAGCAGCCACAAGUCCGUCACAAAUCCAGGCCACACCUGAAGAGGUGGAAGCUGAGGCAGACGACCUGGGGCCGCCACCAUCGACCCCGGAUCACGAAUGGGAAUGCGAGUUCUGCACUUUUGUGAACGAGCCGAACAUUAAGAUCUGUUCCAUCUGCUGCAAGACACCAAGCAAGCCACCAUUGCCACCCAACAAAACAAAUAAGACAGCAGCCAAGCCACAAACUGAAUCUGUCCAGUCCAGUAAGCCAAAGAAUGCCAGCAAACCGGAGGCCCAACUAGUGCGGAGGUCCUCGAUGAAGUCCCAGAAGUCAGCCAGCGAGAGAACAACCAGUGGAACCAGCACUUCGACAGCCACAAACACAGCACACACAACCGCAAGCAGCUCCAGGAGCACCCCAGCAGCCAUUAGGCCAACAGCAGCCCCCACAAGCCACUCAAAGAGCACCACAUCGGCCACAACUAACUCUAGAAACUCCACAAGCCACGCCAAGACCUCCACAGCGGCCACAAGCAUCGCCAAAAGCUCUGCAGCAUCCACGAACAAUGCGAAGAUCUCCACACAAAAAAAUAAUGUAAAGCCCAGCCCAAAGCCUACGCUGAAAACUUCGUCGGAGAACGAAUCCGAUAACUCCCUGGCCAGGGGCUUCAUGCACAAAGAGUCCGUGGAGAACAUUUGGAACAUUCUGGAUGAGAGCAUACAGGCCCAGGCGGAGGAAGUCUUCAAGCAGGCGCAGAACAAGGUGUCGACGCCGCCCAGGGAGCUGAUGGAAAUGGGCACGUCGCCGCCACCUCAGAGCAUAUCCACACAAACCUACGACGCUCUGCCUUUUGUCUCUAAGCCGGAGGCACCAGCAGUGCCAAUGUCGGUGCCAGAGCGCUUUAGGACCCCGGAACCCAACAACAAAAUGGAACGACGUCCUUACUAUCGCAGUAACUCGCAGCUGCCGCAGGAGAACGAACGUUAUCGAAGUGCGAAUGACCUGAGAUACGGCAACAACGAAGGAGGAGGCUAUGGCUUGGAUCCUUUCCUGAAUACAGGACAGGUUACGAGGCGACCAAACUUUAUAAAUGAACUGCGAAUGCUGCAACAUCAAACUUCGUCCCCCUUUAACCUGCCUCAGGACACAUUCACGAUGAAUCUGAAGCACGAACCAGCCAGAGAUCCCGAGACCGAGAUGCACAUCAUUCUGAAAGAGUUGGAGCUGUAUAAAUUCACGGUGGAAGAACUGGAGGCUGCUCUCAAGUACUGCUCGCCGGAAACCCAUCCCAUCCAGUGGCUGCGCGAGAACUGGCUGAAGUUGGUGCAGACCGUCCAGAGUUUGUCCACGAAAUAUGGCCAAGAGCGCGGAGAGAAUACCAUUGGCAGCAUCUCGCAGAAUGAGGCCAGAGAGGCGCUGCGCAGCUCCAGCGGCAAUGUGUGGCAGGCAGUGGCCGACUGCAUCCAGCAGCGGCAGCAGAAGUACCGGAAGCUGGCCUCCAAGGGCAACUUCCUGCGGGAGGACAUUGUGAAUGCGCUGACGGCGCAUCAAGGUAAUGUGGAUCAGGCGCUGUUGGAGCUGAAUCGCACACAACUCAAACCAUUUCUAAUGCGCAUCUGGGGCUCGCCGAAUGGCGUUGAGAAUGAGAGUGGAGGUGGAGUGGCGCCCGUAGACACCAAUUCGGAUAUCACAGACUUCCUCAACACUCACGCUUUGGAUUGCCUGCAACAGCCACAGAUACAGAUACAGACACAGAUACAGCCAUUCGAUUCGAUCUCCACCACAGACGACAGCCACAGCAGCCCCACCAAAUCCUCGUAUGCCACCCCGAGUCCCUACCAGCUGGAGGACAGCACCCUGAAGAAUCUCGAGAUUCUCAUUGGCAACAUGGAGCAGAACCAGGCCAAGCAGAACCAGGAUGUCCUGCGCUCCAUCGAGAGCAUGCUGGAUACGUUCAAGGGCAGGACGGAGAUGGAGUACGAGACGGAUCCCGAAGUGAUGCGCAUUCUCACCAAGAGUCCCAUUCUCAGCGCUCUGAAGACAGCAUCAUCAUCAUCCCUGGUGGAGGACAAGUCGUCGGAGGAUGUGAAGAACUUUGUCUGGCAGCAUAUCCAGGAUAUUGUACCUAAUCUAGUGCAACAGGUGGAACAAGAGCUCAAGGCAGAACCACAGGCACAGUCACAGGCCCCCGCUAUGGCAAUGCCAGUGGAAGAACCCUUGCCAAUAGAGAAUAUCGAAGAACCGAAAGAGGACCCUCCUGUACCCAAAGUGGAGCCUGUACCUGAGCCAGAGUCUAUACAAGAGACCGUGGCUGAACCAAUUUUCGAUCCUGGCGUCUACAUAAUGGAAGAGUUUAUCAAACCCAACAUUCGGGAAGCCUCCAUACGCGAAGAACUCGCCACAAAUUUUAUUUAUGCCACAGAAAUAGCCAACUUCAAAUUGGAGUUUGAUCGUGGCAUGGAAAGGCUGCACGAAGCCGAAUGGGAACCCGAGGAUCUGGAGGAUGCCAAACACAUCGUUUACAAGAGUUACACAGCCCCAAAGGAGGAGGCUCCACCAAUGGUAGAGGAGGUUCAAGUAGAAGCAACAGAAACCCCAAAAGAAACUACGAUUGAGAGUCCCUUUGUCCCUAUAAAUAUUGAAGAAGUUACGCCACCUGUGGCCACAAAUGCAGAAGAAAUUAGUCCAAAAGAUACUUUAAGAGAAUCCACAACUGCAAAAGAAAUCAAAGAAGAUACAGUGGAUGUUGCUCCAGUAGUUGCCAACGAGAUAUUGGAAGGAACAGCCCAAAAGGUACAAUCACAACCCAUAGAAUCACAGGCCCAACUGGAUGACAGACCCAGCACAAGCAGAGAAGCCAAUCGCAGGAAUAAGCGAUCGCAGCAAGCCAAAAAGGGUCGAGCACGAGAGCAGAGCCAAAGGCCUGUGAACAGAGUUAAGCUUCCUCCAAAAGAUGCUGAAGCAAAAGAGGUCCUGAGAGAUGCUGCUCCUGCAGCUAUAGAAAUAAAGAGUCAAAACCAAGAGACUCAAAUCCGAGAAAAUCCGAAAAAUGAUUCUGGUGAGAUAUCAACAGAGAUAAAAACUUCACCCCAAAUUGAAGUAGAGAAAAAUGAACAAGUCAUACCAGAUGCAGAAUCGAAUGUGGAUACAAACAUAUCUCUCUCAGUCCAAGAUGAAAAUAUUAACCAGAUUGAAGAUACUCAAACCCUUUCGGAUGUCACCGAAUUGAAGCAGACCAAUGGAGUAUCUCAAUCGUUGGACACCGUGGAGAAUAUCGAAACCAUUAAUGCUGAAGAUCCGCCUCAACAACGGGCAGCUCUAGAGGAAGACCUCGAUUUGACUGUCGCAUCUCAAGCUAACGAUGAUGCAGAGGAUGCCCUUCAGAGUACUUCAGAGGCUUCUCCAACACAAGAAACUCUACACAUCAUGGAUACACAAACCACAACUACAGAUGGCGAGGAAACCCCCAUCAUUUCUACAAUUAAAACCGAUCAAAAACGUGGCCCAAAACGAUUCUCUAGAAUACCAGUGAGAACAUCAAGUACCCAUAGUCUGCGCAGUGAAAGUAGAGCCAGCAAUCAUACUCCCACUGCAGCUGAAGAAAUCGAAAUGGAGGAAACCACUUCCAGGGAAGAUCAGUUUGAAGAGGAGCAGCUUAUUACCAGAGAAGAUCAGACCAGAGCGACCAUUACAGCAGAAGAACAUCCGAUGGAUUCUACCAACUCAGGACUCUCCAUUACAGCAGUUCAACCCAUCCCUUUAGAGCAAGAGAUAACCCCAGUUAGUCCUGUGGAAUCCGAUGAGAUAUUCGAGGAUGCCCCAGAAUUCAGUAACAGUGAAGGAACCCGACCACAGGACGAGGAGGCUGCCUCCGAUACAGAGCUCUACAGCAUUGACGACAGCGACGAGCAGUCCCAGGCAGAUCUGCGAGAGGAAACAAACAAAUCCCCAGAGAACAACGCAGAGGAAGUAAUCCUGGUGAUUGGUGAGGACUUUUCUGCACAGGACAUCAGCAUUGACUCGCACUCAAGUCAAUCGGAGGGCUCCAGAAUUGUGCUGAAAGAGUUCAUUCCCUCGGGAGAUCCUGCCAAGCAAAACCUCAGCGAGUUGGUCUCGGACACUCAGCGUUUGAUCAAGCAAAUGCGCGACGAGAUCAGCAUGGAUGACUUCGAGUCCACCGACGAGGACGAGUACUCCGAAGACUAUUCGGACGAGUACGACGAUGGCGAGGAGGAGGAGGAGGAAUGGUACGACAGCGAGGGCGAAGAAGAGGGCGACUAUGACGGGGAGGAUGGCACCACUUACAAUGAGCACACAUCCUUCGUGGGAGACGCCUCCAGCGGUGACGAAGGCACCGAAAUCGAGGACAUCAUCGAAGAAGAUGAAGAGCAGGAGGAGGAGGAGGAGGAGGAGAAAGACAAAACCAGUCCCACACAGAAAACGAACAUGAACCCUGAACCACCAGCCACCGAUCCCUCCCAAUCAGUCACGCCCACCAGCCAUGAUGCAGAGACUGAGGUUGUUUCAUCCACAGGAAACAGUCUGCGGGUUGAGUCACUGCUGCCACAAGUGGAGGCAGUGGAGGAGACAACCACAGAGGAGGCCCUCCCCAUCCAACCUCCUCCCAUCAUAGAAGAUUCAGAGAGUCGUCCAGUCGAGCCACCCACUGAAAUAGUCCUGGAAAUCCACCCAGAAGCAGAGCAAAACUUACAGGUGGAGGAACCAACCUACGCCCUGCCCAUAGCACAUGCCCCACCCUUAGUCGAUUCCGAGUCCCGACCCGUGGAGCUGCCCGUUGAAACCGUACUGGAAGAGCCCAAAAAGGUAACCCCGAAACAAGCGAAAACAGCCAACAAGACAGCCACAGCCCACACUGAAGGACCCAGCACCGCCAGAGGUGCGAAAUCCACGAUCAGUAAAAUACCCAAGCCCACAAAUGAACCCACUCCAAGCAACAAGAAGGUUCCCUUCCGUUCAAAGUCCUUCUCCGCACCCAUGGGCAUAUCCUCAGUGAAACGCAUCCAGCAGGAAUACCUCCAGAAGCAGACCACAUUCAGUGCCACGAGUGCAGCCUCACGGGUGCCCCUCAAGAGCAGUCCCACCAACAAGAAUUCCAUCAGCGAUGCCAUCAGUAGGUUCAACACAAAGACCUCCAACAUGCUACCCUUGGAUGGACCCAGCACGAGUGGAGCGGCAGCGGCGGCUGCUGCGGCACUCCUGAAGCCACGAUCCCAGCCUCGCAUACCCAAGAAGAAAUACCACGAGACCUGCUUCUCCGAUGAUGAUUAUGAGACCUCAGCCAGUGAUGAGGAGGGGGAUAAUGGUGAUUCACAAAUCAACGAACCCCUGCGGGCAGAACUUCUAAAGCGUAAGCUGAGUAUUCCUGUCUUUCGGGCAUAUCCUAGUGUCCAGGAACCGGUUAUAGAGGAUCCAGCGGUCCUGGCCCAAAAGUAUGUGGCAGAAGGCACGCUGACGAGCGUUGGUGAGGCGCAGAUAGCUGCCACUUUGGUGAACAUGAAGUUCCAAGAAGAUGUGGCCCUGUGGGCGGCCAGGGAAUGCUCAGACUUGGACCAGGCCAUAGCCAUGCUGCAGCAGGACUGCGAGCUGUGCAUGAACACCUAUCCGAUGAACCAGAUUGUGUCCAUGCUCAAGUGCACCCACAAGUGUUGCAAGCAGUGUGCCAAGAGCUAUUUUACAGUGCAGAUCACCGAUCGCAGUAUCAACGAUUGCAGUUGCCCGUACUGCAAGCUGCCAGAGCUGAGUAACGAGCAGCAGCACGAGGACGAGCAUCUGGAAUACUUCUCCAAUCUGGACAUCUUUCUCAAGAGUAUUCUCGACCCCGAUGUGCACGAGCUCUUCCAGCGCAAGCUCCGGGAUCGCACGCUCCUGCAGGACCCCAACUUUAAGUGGUGCAUUCAAUGCUCCUCGGGCUUCUUUGCCCGGCCCAAGCAGAAGCGUCUGAUAUGUCCCGAUUGUGGCUCGGUGACCUGCGCCCAGUGCCGCAAACCCUGGGAGCGACAGCACGAGGGCAGCAGCUGUGAAGCGUACCUGGAGUGGCGGCGGGAGAACGAUCCCGAGAAGCAGGCGCAGGGCGUACAAGAGCAUUUGGCUCACAACGGCAUUGAUUGUCCCAAAUGCAAGUUCCGAUAUUCGCUGGCCAGAGGUGGCUGCAUGCAUUUCACCUGCACCCAGUGCAAAUUCGAGUUCUGCUAUGGCUGUGCGCGACCCUUCAUGAUGGGUGCCAAGUGCCAGGUGUCCUCCUACUGCGCCAAGCUCGGCCUGCAUGCCCAUCAUCCGCGCAAUUGUCUCUUCUAUCUGCGGGACAAGAUCCCCCUGCAGCUGCAGUUCCUGCUCAAAGAACAGAAGGUCCAAUUCGACACGGAACCCGUGCAGGUGCAGGACGAGCUGAGUAGCUCGAUUACGGCCCGUGCCAUGGCACGCUGCCCCAUCCCACUGCAAAAGGAGACGCCCCAGGGACUGGUGGAUACGGUAUGCAACACCGAAGUGCCCGACAAGCAUGCGGGAAUGUGUCGCACCCACUACGUAGAGUAUUUAGCUGCCAAGGUGGCCAAGGCCGGCAUCGAUCCGUUGCCCAUUUUCGAUCUAACAGACUGCGUGCAGGAACUGCGUAGGCGUGGUAUUGCUUUGCCCGAACGCGGACCCUGGGACACCGACGAGAUCUACAAGAAAAUGUGCUCAGAGGUAAUCAAACAGCAUAUUCCACUGAAGUCGGCCUGAUGAACACACAUUAUGAAGAUAAGUUGAACGCGUGUUCGACUGUUUCAAUUCUUCAUUAAUUUUUAUGAUUUAUGGCAAACAUUUUUAUAGACAUUUUAUAUCGUACGAAACACAUUUUGGACAGCUCGUUAGAUUUUAGACACCUACUACAUCCAUCCACCCACCCAUAUCCAUAAAUAGAGCCUUUCUGUAUUUGUUUAGUUACUAAGUGAUUGAAAACAGCAGCCCCAAGAAAUCUACCAAAAGAUUUGCACGUGCACCAAAGUGCAUCCAAUAAACCGAAAAUGAAAGA